AUGUCGGUGGCCCGACUUCCUACUGAGAUUGACGAUUGGGAGUCUAAAAAGGUUAAGAGGAUGGCCUCACCCAUGCUAGGCUUCUCGGAUGAAGAUAAGAUCGGAAUUAUCCAAUCCCACGAUGAUGCUCUAGUUAUCACGCUCAGGAUUGGGGGAUAUGAUGUGAAGAGAGUGUUAGUCAAUCAGGGUAGCGCUAUGGAAGUAAUGUACCCCGACCUAUACAAGGGGCUGAAUCUGAAACUCGAAGACUUGACGGCAUACGACUCCCUUUUGGUAAGCUUCGAAGGGAAAACCGUUACUCCGAGAGGCCAGAUUAGACUGCCCAUACAAACAGGUUUGGAUAUAGUGGAGGUGGACUUUAUAGUGGUGGACGCAUACUCACCCUACACAGCCAUUGUAGCUAGGACUUGGCUUCAUACCUUAGGGGCUGUUUUCUCUACUCUGCACUAG
Quercus robur (English oak) is the source of this 450-nucleotide messenger RNA. RefSeq lists its product as uncharacterized. The record is from RefSeq and is a predicted model, not a curated record. The coding region runs from base 1 to 450 and encodes 149 amino acids. The transcript has a single exon. NCBI's taxonomy places the organism in Eukaryota, Viridiplantae, Streptophyta, Magnoliopsida, Fagales, Fagaceae.